Molecule: messenger RNA, 2905 nt
Organism: Acipenser ruthenus (sterlet)
Lineage: Eukaryota; Metazoa; Chordata; Actinopteri; Acipenseriformes; Acipenseridae
Product: ubiquitin carboxyl-terminal hydrolase MINDY-1
Exons: 8
Coding region: 712-2310 (532 amino acids)
Biological process (GO): protein K48-linked deubiquitination
Cellular component (GO): cytosol; cell periphery
Molecular function (GO): cysteine-type deubiquitinase activity; K48-linked deubiquitinase activity; cysteine-type carboxypeptidase activity
Source: RefSeq, a predicted model, not a curated record
GAUUUUUAUAAUUUAGUAUAAAGUUUAAUAGAAUUGUCUCAAAAUAGUGGUGAGUAAUUUUUUCUAUUAGGCUGCUAAAAUAAUUACGGUUAAGGGCAAAUGUGUCCCUCUUUUUUUUUUUUUUAGUUUUUAAAAAUUGAUAAGUAAGAUUUAAAUAAUCUUUUUGUAUUAUUUAUAUGUUUCAUACGGUCUUUAGGUUUGAUAUUUCUUGUCAACAAGUAAUCUUGUUUUUGUUUUUUUUUAAUUACUGAUCCGAUAUUCAGGUACUGUAAAGUAGUAAAAUAAUUCUAAUAAUAAAUUCUUAAAUGGGGAAACGGUUAUUAUUAGAUACGUUUUUGACCCCUUUACCGGAUUUAUAGUUUUGCAUUGGUCUGUUGUUGACAAUUAUUUACGUUCCAGCCGUCCAGUGAGAGCAUAUGACUGUUUGAACUGAAGCCAUUUAAACCCGUCCAGUAUUUUGGAUAGUUGAAAACAUUUGGAAUAAUUUUAACUCAGGACUAAUUUUUUUUUUUUGAAUAUACACUGUAUGAUACACUAUCUAAUCUAUUAUUUUAAUAAUACAAAAGUGAUAAUUUCGCCAGGCGAAUUGUUUCAAACCAGGAGCAAUUUAUAGAGCCAGAGAGUUUGGUUUAAAGGAGAUUCCAAAACUUCUUGUUUCGGGCAAUCGCAAAAAAAAAAAGUGUCUGUGUACAAAACAGAUCUGUGGAAGCUAUGGCAGAUCAGUGCAGUGAAGCAGAAGGUGUAACAGGGGAUGCUGGGAAGGUGGGAUACAAAGAAGGUAUGGCAACCGAGAAGGGACAGAAUGCCCAGCAGGACGCAACGUUGAGCGAAGCCUGCGGAGACCCGGAUACCCUCGGUGUAAAAGAUCCAAAGCCCGCGGAGAGCUCCUCUCGAGACGGAGAGGAAAGCAGGAGCAAAGAGGCGGAAAAGGAGCGGGUGGAAGCGGAUUCUGGACCUUUCAGACCCGGAGAGGUCGAGAGACUCGGCCUGCAGCCAGCCUCCGAGGUCUCGGGCGAUGGGGACCGCUCCAGUCAGUCUGCCGGUCCCGGUUCUGUGCCCGUCCCCUCUCCGGAUCACUGUGAGAGCCAGGAUGCCCGAAGCGGGUCGGAACCAGCGUCUUCAUGCUGCGGGCUGAGCAGCAAGGACGGGGAAUCUGUUGAUGAAGGGGCUUCCAGUGCCCCUGUUGCUUCUGCCCUUGCAGCUGCCGCUAGCUGCUCAGCCACUGACCCCAUGCCUGCCUACUAUUUCGUGAAAUGGAUCAGCUGGAAGGGAAAGAAGACCCCCAUCGUGACGCAGAGUGAGAACGGACCCUGCCCCCUGCUGGCCAUUAUGAACAUCCUGUUUCUGCGCUGGAAGGCGAAGCUGCCUGCCCAGACUGAAGUCAUCAGUGCAGAAGAGCUGAUGGCCCAUCUGGGAGAGUGUGUUCUGGCUACAAAACCGAGAGAGAAGGCAAAAGGGCUGGAGUUGAAUUUUCAGCAGAACCUGAGUGACGCCGUGGCCGUCCUCCCCAAGCUCUCCACCGGGCUGGAUGUGAACGUGCGCUUCACCGGGGUGGAGGAUUUCGAGUACACCCCCGAGUGCAUCGUCUUUGACCUGCUGGACAUCCCUCUGUACCACGGCUGGCUCGUCGACCCCCAGAGUCCAGAGACGGUUCAAGCGGUGGGGAAGCUGAGCUACAACCAGCUGGUGGAGAAAAUCAUCACUUUCAAGCACUCUGCGGACAGCAGCGCGGUCAGCGAGGGGCUGGUGGCGGAGCAGUUUUUGGAGUCCACGGCCACGCAGCUCUCGUACCACGGCUUGUGCGAGCUCGGCGCCACCGCCAAAGAGGGGGAGCUUUCCGUCUUCUUCAGGAACAAUCAUUUCAGCACCAUGAUCAAGCACAAGGAGCACCUUUACCUGCUGGUGUCGGAUCAGGGCUUCCUGCAGGAGGAGGCAGUGGUGUGGGAGAGCCUGCACAACCUGGAGGGAGACGGGAACUUCUGCGACUCCCAGUUCCGCCUGUGCCACCCCCCGGAGAGGGCAGCCCCCGCGCCAGCCCCCUCGGAGCUGAGCCUGCCCACGGGGGCACAGGGCACGGGGCAGCAGAGACAGAUCGACCAGGAUUACAUGGUGGCCAUGGCUUUACAGCAGCACCGUGGGACUCCACUCAGCGACCUCGACUUAGCCAAGCAGCUACAGGAGGAGGAGUACCAGCAGCAGCAGCAGCCUCCCCCACAGCCAUCGUCACAGCAGCUGAGGGCCCAGGCACGGCAGGGAGCGGAGCGAAGGCGUCCCGAAAAGAAAGAGAGUUCGGAAUGUGCCAUUUUGUAGCCUCCUCCCUCCCUCCCUCCCUCCCCGUCCAAAACCACCGCUGCAUGAGAUCCUGAGGGGACAAGAGGGGCCUGAAACUGCCGUCCUGCUGGAGCUUGUGCUCCGAAUUCCUUUCUCACUUAAUAAAAAAAAAAAAAAAUGUAAUUUAGUAUAAAGCCAGGCAUAACACAAAGGCUUGACUGUUUUUAGUGCAUUUGCCAGCAGCCAGACUGAACAUCCCUCCUGCAGGAUCUUCACAAAGGGCUAUGGUGUGGUCAGGCGAGGGGGGGGGUCAGUGUUCGAUCCCAGCAUCCCCCCCCCCGGGAUAUGUGCCUGUGUUGCAGCUAGACUAGAAGAGAGUGCUUAGCAGCGCUGUCGAGGUAUACAGCUUCUACAAGCACAAAUAAAACCCUGGCUUUGCCUUUUUACAAUAGCUAUCUGGAGGGGGGGUUCACUCCCUGUUAACGCUGGAGAUGAAAAAAUGCAAUGCCAUUUCUUAUACUGGGAGCACAGGCUCCAGGUUGCUUUGUAUUUAAUAAUGCAAAUUAUAUAUAUUGUGUGUGUUUUAUGUUUUAAUAAUUAGAAAAAUUAAAAUAAUUGUUUAGAAAAGUACAAA